UUACGCUAGAUACAAGUGACGCAUACGCUUAUUUGGAUGAGGAGUUAGAUAUGUUUUGAUACCAUGGCGUAAGAUAGCGUUGUCUCUAAGUAUUUUUGUAAUAUGACAGAACAAAUAUAAAACUAAUAAGAUUCAUUUGUUACAUUAUAUUAGUGCAUCGUUGUAUCUUUGUAAUAAAUAGGCUACAAAAGAAACAAUAGCGCUGUAAGUCUCGCAAGCUCCACCUUCUUCCGCGCUCAUAAAUUGUGUUUACAAACUUUCAUUUCGGCAGAAGUUUCUCUCAAACGCAGAAGUCAAGAUCCUUCAAAAUGAAAGGCUAUAUUUUCAUCACAGUCCUGGCGUUCACCUUUCUCCAAAGAUCCACAGCUUCUUUGGAGGUAAAAGGUCCAACUGAGCCGAUUCUGGAAGGACAAGAUGUGACAUUGGAGUGUGUGGAUACAGAAUCCAAGUUGAACAUGAGCACAGUACACUUUGAGAGGUUCUCCAAGUACAUGAAGAGGUGGUACCGGCUCGAGUCAGAUCAGGCGUAUUUCUACCGCCGGUGUUUUCUGUAUGACGUGGAUGUGAGAAGGGAGGAAGGCAGACUGCUCGUCUUCAUCGCCAGCAUCCAGUCCUGGUCUGAGGGUCCAUACCGCUGCGUCACUGAGGACAUUUCUGCUGCAGACAACUCCUCCCAACCCCUCACCAUCCCCAUACAUUAUAUGCGGGAGGUGGCUGUGCACAGGGCUGGUUUGGGAUACUUAACACGUUAUUUCAACUCGGUGCAGGACCUCAAAGUACGCUUAGGAGAUGAUGUGGAGCUGGAAUGUUCUACUUCAGCUUCUGAGGCACCUGAGUACUUCUGGGCUAAAGAGGGAGAGGACUGGCUUGUGCCCUCCAAUAAGCUGAAGUUGGAGAAGGUGAGGGAACAAGAUGGAGGAAGAUUCACCUGUUCGGCUCAGUCUCCUACUGUGCGUUCCCUUAUGAAGAAACGUACAAUCAGCAUCACUGUUCUACCAGAGGAUGCAGCAUGGUAUGAGACAACCACCGGUCGCAUUGUUCUCAUGGUAUCUGGAGCAGGAUUGGUCCUUCUGGUGGUUGUGAUAUCCAUGACCACUUACCUCUGCCGCCGAGCCAGACAGAGGAAGAGCAAGGGACCCAUUGAUGACCGCUCCCAGAAGAAACCCAUCUACAGAGCCAGCGUGGAGUCCCUGCCCUCCACCGCCUCUGACAAGCAGCCGCUGGUGUAAAGAGUGAGAUUGAUGGAGGACUGGAGAGGAGAGGAGAGAAAAGAUGACGAGAAAAAAGAUUAGGGAGUAUUGGGUAUUCACAGUGGAAGAGAGUUAAUGAGAGUUUUGCUCAUGGAUUUUGUUAUGCUCUUGGGUCUUCAUUCAGAUAUAUAAUUAGGAGACUGUCUAUGCAGGGAAUCGAAAAAAGUAUACAAAGACGGGACAAAUGAUGGUUUUACUGUGUGUCCUUUCCAGUGUGGAUGGCAGCAGUGCUCUUCAACAAAAGGUGUGCAAUUUUCUCUGUAUUGAUUCAACAACCCUGCAAAAUUGAGAAAUGCUGAAAAGAUGUUUUUGUGAGGUGACAUUGAACGCUUCUUUCUUCCCACCAGCCUUGGUUUGGCUUAUUUCUUCAAACUGAUUAACAUUUCUUGUUAGGAAAACUACCAUCUGCAAGCUGUACGAUAAUUUAGUCAGAUGUAGAAAUUUUAGGGGUAUUGCUUUACAUAAGUAUAUAAUGUUCUGCUUCAUUUGAAAGGACAGUAGAUAAGAUCCAAACUAACACUGAACCAAUUACUCUAGAAGCACUUUGAAACUGUAGCACUUUUUUACACAAGUUUGAUUUUUCCAUAUCUUUGAAUUUAAAGCUAUUAAAAUAAUUUUACAACAUAAUCACCCUCCAGUGUUGUUACUGAUCUAAUUAAGAUAGACGUUCAUGUAUGCCCAACUUUGAAGAAAUCUCAAGAGAGUUCAUCUCUAUGUAAAUGGCAUUUACGCUGUUUAUAAAAAGCUCUUUCCAUUUCAGACUUCCGAGGUAUUAAAAAAUACCUGUAAUUUCUCAGUCAAGAGUUCUGAUACAUAACAUACAUCCCCUAACUGACCAUUACAAAAUACAAAUAAAUAAUAUCACAUGAGCAUGACUGCUUUUGUCUCGAGUGGACUAUCAUGUGAUUUGCAUAUUGUUCUUUUACAACAGCUUAACAAACAAGAAGUUAGUAUUGAGUAACUUAUUGCCAGCUACUUUGUCUGUUUUCCAACGAACCAAUUCUAAAGCAAAAUCAAUACCCGAAUGAACCACUGAUGAGCGAAUCGGUCUAAUGA
Sinocyclocheilus rhinocerous is the source of this 2306-nucleotide messenger RNA. Its product is annotated as vascular endothelial growth factor receptor 3-like. The transcript is spliced from 7 exons. The record is from RefSeq and is a predicted model, not a curated record. The coding region runs from base 309 to 1229 and encodes 306 amino acids. NCBI's taxonomy places the organism in Eukaryota, Metazoa, Chordata, Actinopteri, Cypriniformes, Cyprinidae. Gene Ontology annotation, cellular component: plasma membrane. Gene Ontology annotation, biological process: cell adhesion.